Phyllopteryx taeniolatus (common seadragon) is the source of this 3360-nucleotide messenger RNA. RefSeq names its product tropomyosin alpha-1 chain. Gene Ontology annotation, molecular function: actin filament binding. The transcript has 9 exons. Bases 146 to 991 code for a protein of 281 amino acids. NCBI's taxonomy places the organism in Eukaryota, Metazoa, Chordata, Actinopteri, Syngnathiformes, Syngnathidae. Gene Ontology annotation, cellular component: actin filament. Gene Ontology annotation, biological process: cardiac muscle contraction; actin filament organization. The record is from RefSeq and is a predicted model, not a curated record.
UGCAGUCGUUUCCAAUAAGACAUAUUUGACUUACCAGGGCCUGAGACAGCCCGCACUCCAGCUCGGCGUUCCGUGUGGUUCAGACGCCUCUCGCCAGUCCUCUCGUGUCUACUUUUCCCCGCAAAGCACCGACACUUAAGCAACAAUGGAUGCCAUCAAGAAGAAGAUGCAGAUGCUCAAGCUCGACAAGGAGAAUGCCUUGGACAGAGCUGAGCAGGCCGAGUCGGACAAGAAGGCGGCUGAGGACAGGAGCAAACAGCUUGAGGAUGACCUGCUGGCACUGCAGAAGAAGCUGAAGUCGACAGAGGAUGAGUUGGACAAAUACUCCGAAGCCCUGAAGGAUGCCCAGGAAAAACUGGAGCUGGCUGAGAAGAAAGCCACAGACGCUGAGGGUGAUGUCGCCUCCCUGAACAGACGCAUCCAGCUGGUCGAGGAGGAGUUGGACCGUGCCCAGGAGCGUCUGGCCACGGCUCUGACCAAGCUGGAGGAGGCUGAGAAGGCUGCUGAUGAGAGCGAGAGAGGCAUGAAGGUUAUUGAGAACAGGGCGAUGAAAGAUGAGGAGAAGAUGGAGCUGCAGGAGAUCCAGUUGAAGGAGGCCAAGCACAUCGCUGAGGAGGCUGACCGCAAAUACGAGGAGGUGGCCCGUAAGCUUGUGAUCAUUGAGAGCGAUUUGGAACGUACAGAGGAGCGCGCCGAGCUCUCUGAGAGCAAAUGCUCUGAGCUUGAGGAGGAACUGAAGACCGUGCAAAACAACCUGAAGUCUCUGGAGGCUCAGGCAGAGAAGUACUCGCAGAAGGAGGACAAGUACGAGGAGGAGAUCAAGGUUCUUACAGACAAGCUGAAGGAGGCUGAGACCCGUGCUGAGUUUGCUGAGCGAUCAGUCGCCAAGCUUGAGAAGACCAUUGAUGACCUGGAGGACCACCUUCACAAGCAGCUCGAGAAAAACCGUCUUCUCACCAACGAGCUGCGGGUAGCCUUAAAUGAGGCCUGAGGCAGCCCCUUUGCAUUUCCCUUCUUCACAAAUGUCCUCAUACUUUGAUGCAAAGAGCAGAUUCAACCAGCUGUGGUGCACAGCGCCAAUCAAUUGGUGCUUUCAGUCGGCAGGAGGAAAAAAAAUACUUUGGGACUUUUAUUAUCAUUAUGCAUGCUUCAUUAGACUCCUUGGUGGAAGCUCAGACACUGGAAAGUUAUCAAUGUGUCUGGUAUUUGUUUUUUUCAGUUACGGUCAGGGCUGUGGCACAUUCAUUCAUUAGAACCUGUACUAAAAUUAAUACUUGGCAGAAAGAAGCUAAUGGCGAUCUUGGGAUUGCUAAUCCUAGUAAAACCACACUGCAUCCCCCCCCCCCCCCCCCUUUCCCCCAAAAGAAGACUCAUGCUUCAAGUUAGCUUGUAAGUUGCGCCUAGUCUAUUUGAAUAAAGCUAACAAAUUAGGUGCUCGUGAUGUGCAAACUGAUUGGCCACUCUGUACAUUGUACAUUCAAGUUGUUGCUGUUCCACUCUAAUCCAGCAGGAGGCAGUAAAGUGUGUUUCAAACGGUUUCCAGCUCCUCAACAAAUUAAGAAGCCAAUGCUUCCGCUGACUGCAGACAAGGAAUUACAAUAUGGACUUCCCUGCGCCUUUGUGCCUUGACGUAUUUUGAAAACACAAAAGAAAGAGACACUGAUGUAUACAGAUGUGCAACUAUAGCCUACCCCUUUUGGUAAAUCUAGACUGACUUAAAUAGCCCCAAAACAAGUCGGCUAGCUCAAAAUGGGGCUACAAGUAGGUUUGAUUCGCACAAUGGAUGAUGCGCUUGGAUGAUGCGCUUUAGUCAAGACUAUAAUGAGAGAGUAAUUCUAUUUGACUUUUUUUUUCUCCAACAUUUUUAACCUGUUAGCUAGUUUGUCAUGUAGAUAGUAAUUUUAUUUGUAUUGCCCUUAAUCACAAGAGUCUCAAAAGGGCUUCACAGGCCCACAGUUGACAAAGAUGGGCGAUAUCCCCUGAUCUAAACUCCCCAACCAGGCAAUGAAAAAACCCAAAACCCCCACUUGGGGAAAUAAGAAACUUUCAGAAAAGACAACAGAUGGAGAGAUCCCCCUUUCAGGAUAACCAAGCUGAAAAAUGGAUUUCAAGUGGGCAAUAUUUAUCACAUAGGAUGGUGCUGUACAAUGUUGGGUAAAACCGCAUGAGUCCAUUUAAUGAGAUGAAGCGCCACAGAUAGAGACUCCAUUGGGAAAGUGGUUCUUCCUUGAUGCAAAAUCAAAGACCGUUAAAUAAACUUGGGAUGGAACAGCUUUUCCUGCAAAAUUUAGUCCCUUUUGCUCAAUAGCUUUAAGCCUUGUUUCCAUUGAGAGGUACAAUAAGGUAUCCAUUUUUAUUUUUCAUUAGGGCUGACUGAUUCAGGAAAAAAAUCCAAUUUGCGAUUUUGUUUUUUAAUGUGUGGGAGCAUGUUCAAUUAGUGUCAUGUUUUUCGUUUGUUUUAUAUUCAAGGGGUAGAGUAGAAGUAUUUUUACAUACAAAUAUUUACUGUGACUAUAGUGAGGAUAAGGGGUACGGAAAAUGAAUGACCUGACUACUGCAUUAGUGUAGGUUAGUGACAGACCAGUGUGUUCCUGGUUGCGUACAAAUUCGGGUUAUGAUGCAACCCCUGGAAUAGAAAUCUGUUAUAAACCGAGGACCUGUAUUCAGGUUUUUCGUUUAAUUUGUCAUCUGUAUAAUAAGGAAUUAAUUACGGCCACAAACAGUAACAUAUGGAGGAAUUUGUUGCUGUGACUUUUGGCUGGGUUUGUCAAUGGACAAAUUGAAAAAAAUAAAUGGUGAAAUGCUAAAUAGUCCUGAGUGUGAUUUGAGUCCCCCCCCGCCCCCAGUUUUACAAUUCAUGCAAAUACCAAAUGACUCGGCACUGUCUGACCAAAACGAUAUGCUGGUUUUCUCUAAAUUUCACCGGUUUUUUAUUUUAUUACUUUUUUUAUUUACAUAAAUCAUCACUACUUCAUAUAAGGCAAAUGCUCCCCCAAAAGUAGCCUUUAACAGACAUUGAGAUCUAUUUAAAGCGAAAUAUUUCUGAAACCAAGCUUUUUACUUUGUUAGGCAACUGCAAAAGUAUAUGCAAUCUUAUAUUGACUGCAAUCAGCGAGAUGGUCGACAAAUUUAACUGUCAGCUGUUUUAAAUAUAUUUAGUUGUUUCAUGCAGUCAUGACCACAGCUCUGCUUGUUACUGAAAUUCAAAAUAUUAUGGUCACUAAUAUUGAAUACUAACUCCUUUUGGUUUACACUUUGUCACCACGUUGUCUAAGAGUGUGUGCAGUAUAAUCCUGACUAGAGCUUCCUGUUUGUGUUUGCACUGUUGUUUGAACGGGUCUUAACGCUGCCAUGCUAUAU